Anguilla anguilla (European eel) is the source of this 1741-nucleotide messenger RNA. It is a transcript of the gene marcksl1b, whose product is annotated as MARCKS-like 1b. The transcript has 2 exons. Bases 234 to 845 code for a protein of 203 amino acids. NCBI's taxonomy places the organism in Eukaryota, Metazoa, Chordata, Actinopteri, Anguilliformes, Anguillidae. Gene Ontology annotation, molecular function: actin filament binding; calmodulin binding. Gene Ontology annotation, biological process: central nervous system development; actin filament organization. The record is from RefSeq and is a predicted model, not a curated record. Gene Ontology annotation, cellular component: plasma membrane; cytoplasm.
UGUAGAAAAUAUAAUUGUAUAGAGCGUCUAGUGUCCGUGGUGUGAGCGCGGGGACUUUAGGAUCGCAAGCUUGGACAAACUACAAUUUUUCGACUCAAGGUUUAAAGAAAAAUAAAAACCAAGGCUUUUUCUGAUUCCACAUUUGGAUGCACAUAACCCUCCACGGGCUGGAUUUAAUAGAAAUUAGCUUUUGAGAUUUUUUGUUUUGUUAUCUACAGGCACAAUAAAAUAAAAUGGGAUCCCAAGUGUCUAAGGGAGGAGUGGCUGUGGAUGGAAAAGCCGCCGUUGCUGAUCCGGCUGCAGUUAAAACCAAUGGCCAGGAGAACGGUCAUGUCAAGACAAAUGGGGAUGUGUCUGCUAAACCUGAUGGGGACGCAGCAGCUAGCAAUGGCUCUGCAGAGGCAACGAAGGAGCCGGCUGCUGGGGAUGCCAUUGAGCCAGCACCUGUCACCGAGGGCGAGGCCGCCAAGCCCGAGGGCGAGGCCGCCAAGGAGGCACCCAAGAAGAAGAAGAAGAAGUUCUCUCUGAAGAACUCCUUUAAGUUCAAGGGGAUCUCGCUGAAAAAGUCAAAGAAGAGCAGCGGAGAGGUCAAGGAGGAGGUGGCUGAGGAGAAGCAGGAGGCCAAUGGUGCUGCGGCUGAGUCCGCGGCAGAGAAGGUGGAGGAGGCUGCGCCUGCGGAGGAAACCAAGGGAGAAGAACCUCCCAAGGCUGAGGAGACCCCCGCCAAGGCAGAGGAGGCACAGGCCACCGCAACGGCCAAGGCAGAAGAGGCCGCAGCCGCUGAGCCUGCAAAACCUGCAGAGGACACCAGCUCAACACCUGCCGCACCUUCCGCACAGGAGUGAUUGCUAUCUUGAACUCUGAACUGUUUUUCAAGGAAAAAAAUAUAUAUUUAUAUAUGUGUGUAUAUAUACACACAUAUAUAUACAUGUAAAAAUACAUGUGUAUAUAUGUGUGUGUAUAUAUGUAUGUGCGUGAAAGACUCCUUGUGCCACGUUCGUUAAAAAGAUCCUAGAUAAUACGAAAGACCCUACAUAAUUUGAAAGAUCACUAUGUCAAUUUGACCAACAGUUCACUGCCCUGGUAUGCUUGUUACAGAUAGAACUAUCACGUUUCUGGCAAAACAAUUAAUAAAUCUGUUCCCAUAAAUAAUUUUUGUUAAUGUGUACAGGGGUUGAUGGAAUUGUAGGAGUGGAUUGUUCGUUGAUGGAUGGAAUCAGAUGUCCCAUUUUUUCCAAUACUUGGCAAAAACGCUACAUCUUUUUUUAAUAGCGUGGCACCCCUAUAACAUUUUAUUUUUAUCAUCUUCCAGGAUCUGAAAAAUGACAACUACAUGGAGCAGAAUGGAUUUCUCCAUGUUAAAUGACUGUUAGAAGGAAUUUAAAACAAAUAUGACCAACUUAUAGAGUUCUACAUUCCUAUAUUUUACCCCAAUUUCAAUUAUUUUGUGCUGUAUAGAGAAAAUAAGCAUUUUUAAAGAUUCAAAAAGCAUUGUCUUUUUGCUUGUUUACAAUGUACUUAAAUUUUCUUUUUGGCUAAAAAACACAUUUGAGCUUUCAGUCUACUGUGUUCACUGUUUUAAAGGAGGCGGAGUUGUCAUGUGUAAAACGUAAGCCUUUACUCUGCAUUUUUGUCUGUAAAUAAGUUCUUGACAAUUUUGUUCUCUUUUUUGCUAACAUUUAAAAAUGUCAAUGGUUUUAUUGUAAAGUUAAUGGGGGUAAAUAAAUGUUGGAUCCCUACA